AUGAUCGGAGUGUGCAGCUUCAGUUCUAUACAGUACUGUGGGGCAGCGAAGAACGGAGGGCCGAAGAACGGAGGGCCGAAGAACGGAGGGCCGAAGAACGGAGGGCCGAAGAACGGAGGGCCGAAGAACGGAGGGCCGAAGGACGGAGGGCCGAAGGACGGAGGGCCGAAGAACGGAGCGCCGAAGAACGGAGGGCCGAAGAACGGAGGGCCGAAGAACGGAGGGCCGAAGAACGGAGCGCCGAAGAACGGAGCGCCGAAGAACGGAGCGCCGAAGAACGGAGGGCCGAAGGACGGAGGGCCGAAGGACGGAGGGCCGAAGGACGGAGGGCCGAAGAACGGAGGGCCGAAGAACGGAGGGCCGAAGAACGGAGCGCCGAAGAACGGAGGGCCGAAGGACGGAGGGCCGAAGAACGGAGGGCCGAAGAACGGAGGGCCGAAGAACGGAGCGCCGAAGAACGGAGGGCCGAAGGACGGAGGGCCGAAGGACGGAGGGCCGAAGGACGGAGGGCCGAAGGACGGAGGGCCGAAGGACGGAGGGCCGAAGAACGGAGUGCCGAAGAACGGAGCGCCGAAGAACGGAGCGCCGAAGAACGGAGGGCCGAAGAACGGAGGGCCGAAGAACGGAGGGCCGAAGAACGGAGCGCCGAAGAACGGAGCGCCGAAGGACGGAGGGCCGAAGGACGGAGGGCCGAAGGACGGAGGGCCGAAGGACGGAGGGCCGAAGAACGGAGGGCCGAAGAACGGAGGGCCGAAGAACGGAGCGCCGAAGAACGGAGGGCCGAAGAACGGAAUGAAGUGA
Messenger RNA from Sycon ciliatum, 801 nucleotides. RefSeq names its product S-antigen protein-like. Lineage: Eukaryota; Metazoa; Porifera; Calcarea; Leucosolenida; Sycettidae. The record is from RefSeq and is a predicted model, not a curated record. The transcript is spliced from 3 exons. Bases 1 to 801 code for a protein of 266 amino acids.